This is a messenger RNA of Pomacea canaliculata, 720 nucleotides long. RefSeq lists its product as uncharacterized. Gene Ontology annotation, cellular component: membrane. The transcript has 2 exons. The record is from RefSeq and is a predicted model, not a curated record. Bases 1 to 720 code for a protein of 239 amino acids. Lineage: Eukaryota; Metazoa; Mollusca; Gastropoda; Architaenioglossa; Ampullariidae.
AUGAUAGAAGUAAACUCCACGACUGUUUUGUGUACAACUAUCGAUGAUGAAGGGCUGAAGUAUUUCGACUGGUAUAUAUUUCCGUAUAUCGAUCUGGCUGUGACGUCACUGAUUCCAUUCAGUAUCCUAAUAGUGGGUAACAGUGUGUUAGUGUGGAAGGUGAUUCAGUCUGUACACGUGGCCCGUGUGAUGACCGCCGGAGGUUGUGACCAGGUCAACAGUCGCCAGAAAAAGGCCUCGUCACUCACCCUCACUCUCAUCACCGUGUCGAUGGCCUUUCUUCUACUUACCUUACCUAUCUGCACUUUUCUCAUUAUUAAUCCAGAUGUUUACUUACAGUCAUCACCGAAAGUCUUAUUCACUUGGGCCUUCUGCAAUUUAUCUUGGUAUGUCAACAGCGCCAUCAAUUUUUACCUGUAUUGCCUUAGCGGUUCUCGAUUUAGAACUGAAGCGAAAAAUUUAUUAUGUGGUCCAGGGACACCCUUGACUGAGUUUGUAACUGACUUCAAAGAAGAGAUCAGUGACAUCAUCAUGCGGUAUCCAGAGAAAUCUUGUUCCCUUGACUCCAUUCCCACCUAUCCCUUAAAUGAGUGUCUGAAUCUGUUGAUUCCACUCAUCAUAUCUCUCAUCAGUAAUUCUUUGCCAACUGCCACGGUACAACCUCAUGUUCCAAACCUCCCUUUAUUAUCCAAAAUACUUCAUAAAGCUGUGCCACCAUAA